This is a messenger RNA of Sclerotinia sclerotiorum 1980 UF-70, 789 nucleotides long. RefSeq lists its product as hypothetical. Gene Ontology annotation, molecular function: sedoheptulose-bisphosphatase activity. Gene Ontology annotation, biological process: ribose phosphate biosynthetic process. The transcript is spliced from 3 exons. NCBI's taxonomy places the organism in Eukaryota, Fungi, Ascomycota, Leotiomycetes, Helotiales, Sclerotiniaceae. The coding region runs from base 1 to 789 and encodes 262 amino acids. The record is from RefSeq and is a predicted model, not a curated record.
AUGACCACCCCUAGAGUCUUCGUUAUCCGUCACGGCGAAACCGAAUGGUCUCUUAAUGGUCGCCAUACAGGAACCACCGAACUCCCACUCACAGCCAAUGGAGAAAAAAGAAUUCGCGCAACAGGACGAGCAUUAAUUGGUGAUGAUCGAUUGAUUGUUCCUAGAAAUUUAGCUCAUAUUUAUGUAUCCCCUCGAAAGCGCGCUCAGAGAACUCUCGAACUUCUUGAAGUAGGAUGUGCUGAGAAGCUUCCAUGGGAAGAGCAAAGAAAACAUGCUGAAUCUGGAAUUCGCACAUCAGCCAAAGUAGAAAUAACCGAAAACAUCCGCGAAUGGGACUACGGAUCCUACGAAGGCAUAACCUCCGCACAAAUCCGCUCCGAUCGCAAAGCAGCCGGACUCCCCGAAUGGGAUAUCUGGCGCGACGGCUGUCCAGACGGAGAAUCCCCCGAACAAGUCACCGAAAGAAUCGACGCUCUCAUCUCCGACAUCCGAACCAAAUACCACGGUCCAGUUAUUGGGAAGAGUAAAAAAGAGGCGGGGCCAAGUGAUGUAUUAAUCGUAGCUCAUGGACAUAUUCUCCGAGCGUUCGCGAUGAGAUGGGUAGGUAAGACGUUGAUGGAUGGACCUACAUUUUUGCUUGAGGCGGGGGGUGUAGGAACGCUGAGUUAUGAACAUAAGAGUUUAGAGGAACCGGCUAUUUUACUCGGUGGAGCGUUUAUGGUGGAUGUGGUGGAGAAUUCGGCGAGAGAUGAGAGAGGGAGGGUGAUUGAGGAGGAGGAGGGGAAAUAA